This is a messenger RNA of Molossus molossus (Pallas's mastiff bat), 5296 nucleotides long. It is a transcript of the gene ULK2, whose product is annotated as unc-51 like autophagy activating kinase 2. Lineage: Eukaryota; Metazoa; Chordata; Mammalia; Chiroptera; Molossidae. Gene Ontology annotation, biological process: protein autophosphorylation; positive regulation of autophagy; peptidyl-serine phosphorylation. The transcript has 27 exons. The record is from RefSeq and is a predicted model, not a curated record. The coding region runs from base 31 to 3144 and encodes 1037 amino acids. Gene Ontology annotation, molecular function: ATP binding; protein serine/threonine kinase activity. Gene Ontology annotation, cellular component: cytoplasm; autophagosome.
GGCCCCGCGGGACGCCCCGGGGGUGCGGCCAUGGAGGUGGUGGGCGACUUCGAGUACAGCAAGAGGGACCUCGUGGGACACGGGGCCUUCGCUGUGGUCUUCCGGGGGCGGCACCGCCAGAAUCCUGAUUGGGAGGUAGCUAUUAAAAGUAUUAAUAAAAAGAACUUGUCAAAAUCACAAAUACUGCUUGGGAAGGAGAUUAAAAUCUUAAAGGAACUUCAGCAUGAAAAUAUCGUAGCACUCUAUGACGUUCAGGAAUUACCCAACUCUGUCUUUCUGGUGAUGGAGUAUUGCAAUGAUAGAGACUGGGCAGAUUAUUUGCAAGCUAAAGGAACUCUCAGUGAAGAUACCAUCAGAGUGUUUCUGCAUCAGAUUGCAGCGGCCAUGCGAAUUCUGCAUGGCAAAGGAAUCAUCCAUAGGGACCUCAAACCACAGAACAUCUUGCUGUCUUACGCCAAUCGCAAAAAGUCCAGUGUUGGUGGCAUUCGCAUCAAGAUAGCGGAUUUUGGUUUUGCUCGUUAUCUUCAUAGUAACAUGAUGGCUGCAACACUGUGUGGGUCCCCAAUGUACAUGGCUCCUGAAGUUAUUAUGUCUCAACAUUAUGAUGCUAAGGCAGACUUGUGGAGCAUAGGAACAGUAAUCUAUCAAUGCCUUGUUGGAAAACCACCUUUUCAGGCUAAUAGUCCUCAAGACUUAAGGAUGUUUUAUGAAAAACACAGAAGCUUAAUGCCUAGCAUCCCCAGAGAAACAUCACCUUAUUUGGCGAAUCUCCUUUUGGGUUUGCUUCAGAAAAACCAAAAAGAUAGAAUGGACUUUGAAGCAUUUUUUAACCAUCCUUUUCUUGAGCAAGUUCCAGUAAAAAAAUCCUGCCCUGUGCCCGUACCCGUGCGUGCUGGCUAUGUUUCUGGAAGCUCCUGUGGCAGCUCUCCGCCUCGUCGUUUUGCCUCUCCACCAUCCCUUUCAGAUAUGCAGCAUAUUCAGGAAGAAAACUUAUCCUCCCCACCAUUGGGUCCUCCCAACUAUCUACAAGUGUCCAAAGAUUCUGCCAGUACUAGUAGCAAGAACUCUUCUUGUGACACGGAUGACUUUGUUUUGGUUCCACACAACAUCUCGUCAGACCACUCAUAUGAUAUGCCAAUGGGAACUGCAGGCAGACGACCUUCAAAUGAUUUCCUGGUGUUUGGAGGACAGUAUCAGCCUAGUGUGCCACCUCACGGUGAAACAGCACCCAUUCCAGUUCCCACUCAGAUAAGGAACUAUCAGCGCAUAGAGCAGAAUCUCACGUCUACUGCCAGCUCUGGCACAGCCCUACAUGGGUCUCCAAGGUCUGCAGUGGUACGAAGGUCUAACACCAGCCCUAUGGGCUUUCUCCGGGUGGGGACCUGCUCCCCAGCACCAGCAGACACAGUACAAACAGUCGGACGAAGACUCUCUACUGGGUCUUCCAGGCCUUAUUCACCUUCCCCUUUGGUCGGUGCCAUUCCCGAGCAGUGUAGUCAGUGCUGCUGUGGAUUUCCUCAGGGCCAUGAGUCCAGGAGGAGAAACUCAUCGGGCUCUUCAGUGCCUCAGGCUCAGUCACCACAGUCUUUCUUACUGGGAGCCAGACUGCAGAGUGCCCCCAGCCUCACGGACAUCUACCAGCACAAGCAGAAGCUCCGAAAGCAGCACUCUGACCCCGUGUGCCCAUCCCACACUGGGGCUGGGUGCAGCCACUCUCCUCAGCCCAGUCGGCCUGGCAGCCUGGGGACUUCUCCCCCCAAACACAUGGGGUCCUCUCCUCGGAGUUCUGACUGGUUCUUUAAAACCCCCUUACCAACAAUCAUUGGCUCUCCUACUAAGACCACGGCUCCUUUCAAAAUCCCUAAAACACAAGCGUCUUCCAACCUGUUAGCCUUGGUUCCUCGUCAUGGGCCUUCUGAAGGGCAAUCUAAAGAUGGGAAUGACCCACGAGAAUGCUCUCGUUGUCUCUUAGUCCAAGGAAGUGAGAGGCAGACGUCUGAGCAGCAAAACAAGGCAAUGUUUGGCAGAUCUGUCAGUACUGGGAAAUUAUCCGAUCAGCAAGUAAAGACACCUUUAGGUGUGCAUCAGGGCAGCACAGAUAGUUUAAAUACAGAACGGCCAAUGGAUAUAGCAGUGCCUGCGGGAGCCUGGGGCCCAGUGCUGGCCCCGCCUGCCGGAGCCGCUGUGAGCACCAGGGCUGUCCUGUUCACCGUGGGCUCUCCUCCGCACAGCGCCGCGGCCCCCACCUGCACGCACAUGGUCCUUCGAGCACGGACAGCCUCAGUGGGCUCCAGCAGCUCUGGAGGCUCCCUGUGUUCCGCGAGUGGCCGAGUGUGUAUGGGCUCCCCACCUGGGCCGUGCUGGGGAUCUUCCCCUCCAGGAGCAGAAGCAGCUCCUAGCCUGAGAUACAUGCCUUAUGGUGCUUCACCCCCCAGCCUGGAGGGCCUCAUCACCUUCGAAGCCCCUGAACUUCCGGAGGAGACACUGAUGGAGCGAGAACACACAGACACCUUACGCCACCUGAACGUGAUGCUGAUGUUCACUGAGUGUGUGCUGGACCUGACAGCGGUGAGGGCGGGGAGUCCUGAGCUGUGCACGUCCGCCGUCUCCUUGUACCAGAUUCAGGAGAGUGUGGUUGUGGACCAGAUCAGCCAGCUGAGCAAAGACUGGGGGCGGGUGGAGCAGCUGGUGUUAUACAUGAAAGCAGCGCAGCUGCUGGCGGCCUCACUGCAUCUUGCUAAAGCCCAGAUCAAGUCCGGGAAACUGAGCCCGUCCACGGCCGUGAAACAAGUUGUCAGAAAUCUGAAUGAACAAUAUAAAUUAUGCAUCACCAUGUGCAAGAAACUUACAGAAAAGCUGAAUCGUUUCUUCUCCGACAAGCAGAGAUUUAUUGAUGAAAUCAACAGUGUAACUGCAGAGAAGCUCAUCUAUAACUGUGCCGUGGAAAUGGUUCAGUCUGCAGCCCUGGAUGAGAUGUUUCAACAGACCGAAGAUAUAGUUUAUCGCUAUCACAAGGCGGCCCUUCUUUUGGAAGGCCUGGCUAAGAUUCUCCAGGACCCUACAGAUAUUGAAAAUGUGCAUAAAUAUAAAUCUAGUAUUGAAAGGAGAUUGUCAGCACUCUGCUGUGGUGCCUCGGCGACGUGAGCCAGCCCGUCCCAGGGCCGUGGAGGAUUCCAGGGGACGCCUUUGGGAGCACAGCCUGUUUUGUGGCCCCGUGCCCAGGAAGCUGGUUUCUUGCCUGGUGACCACCAAGAGCAGCAGUGAUUUCAGAACAGCCCCAGAGCUACGUCUCUGUAGGGACUCUGCCUUCCUGGGAAAGCCACCCUUUCCCCUUUUUCAUAGACGCAGAAGCGAGACUCUUUCACUUGGCUCUCAGUUUGAACUUGCUAAAUAAAUGUACCUUAGAACUAGAAUUAUCAGUACAUUUAUUCUUAAGGAUAAUUAAGAAUGAAGCAGUGAGUAGCUCUUCGCUCAGUUCACCAGAGCAAUGUGUGAAAGUCCAGGUGUUUACUGAGGUGUAAAGGUUAAAAAAAACAAUCUCCGCCUGGUCCAGGCAGUUUGACACUUGGGGUAAGUUUGUCUAAAUCUGAGCAUGACCUUUAAACAGCACAGGAAGAAUUAGCUGAAGAAGACAUGAAAAAUGGGUCUUAGAAGGAAUUGUGAAAUCUCGAUUCUAAUAUGUACACUUGUUAAUCUUACAAAAUCUUUCAUAUAUUGCACUAAUUUAUUAAAACAACCCUGUAUUGGAUUUUGCAAUUUAAAACUAACUGAGGCACAAUGGACUUGUUUAGGAAAUAUUUUACUUGAUUAUGUAUACAUACCUUUCCAGAAUUCAUUUAUAAUCUCUAGUGGACUUUUCAGGGGUAAGAACUUGUCAUGUGAACCUUUGCGUUUUUUAACCUCUUCAUCUGUACCCACAGGUUUUCUCAGUGAUAUUUUUGAGUUGCAGGUUGUUUGCAUUUUUUUAUUGUGCAUGCAGAAUGUGCAUUGAUACCUGUGACUUCUCCCUUUCUUAAUGGCUAGAUUUAUUUGGGCAGUAUUAGGAAAAAAUGUCAGUCAAGGGUUACCCUCAAGAAUUCUCAUAGGGCCAAAACAAAAUUGGUGAUCUAAAGGCUUGUUAAUGAUGUGGAGUUUCUACAUGAAACUAGUGAAAAGUGAGGUUUGUUUUCUCUUAGGAAAAUGACAACUCUCUCUAGCCUACUAUGUAUUUUUCAUGCUAAUCCUGACAGUUCGUCUAAUAGGUAGUUGUGGAGAAUGUGGGCGGUUAACAUCCCUCCAGAAAUGGUUCCUAUGUCACAUAUUAUUUGGUUUCUUUUAUUUACCUGCUUGAAUACUUGAAUAAACUAUUCUCUGGUUUUAAUCCUUUUAGAUGAUAAAUCUGAACUCUGACAAAUUGCACAGAAGCUCUUUGGCAUUAAUCUAAUUUUAGUAUACUGAUAAAAACAAAACAUGGCUUUCCUUUCCUUUGACAAAGUAAUGUAAUUUUACCUUAUUUAUCUGUAUGAAAUUCCAGUCAUUAAUUUGAACAUUUAUUUAUAUGAUGUUUAUAUUUUUAGGUCUUUAAUACAGUGUUUCUACCUCUCAUUUGUAACUGCAUGCAUUAUUCUUGAAACUAGGUAAAAUUCACCAAAUUGUUGUAUAAUAAAUAGCCUUUUUAUUAUUGCCUGUACAGAUGUAAAUUAAGGUAAAAUAAACCUGACAACGUCUUUCUAGGGUAAAGCUGGGUCCUUAUUGAAGCCAGGUUCUUGCUCAGUGAGCCUGGAGGCUUGGUCAUGAAUGCCCUUGCCCUGCCCCAGGAUGUCAGACUCCUGAUGACUGUCAGGUGGCCGGGGGCAGACUGUGCAGUAAGGGUUGCUGCCCCCCGCUGGGGUUCUCAGUGAGCACUGGUAUUAGAGAUGCUCUGUGUGAUUUGGGGUGUGCAGGGCAGGUCUCUCAGUUACCACCAUGCUGUUUCAGUUGAUCCUCCAAGGGGCUGGGUUUGGUCUGGUCAUUUCUCCCCUGUCCACCUUCUUUUUAAACAGGAUGAAACAGGGUCACAGUGAGCAAGUUCAGUCUGAAGUCUGGUCACUAGGGAAGGGACUGUGCUGUGCUGUGACUCCCAGGUUCUCUCCUGCCCUGUGUGAUGGAGGCUGGUGGUAGGUGGUGUCUGUGGCACUGAAGGCUGAGCAGCAGAGAUCAAACUGUAAACUCAUGAAUAAUGAUUAUGAUUAUACUUCCAUUGUCCAGGCUGAUUAAGAGGUUUUGCCUUGAUUAUAGCAAUAACAAAUAAAUACUUUGUUUCCAUGAGUGUUUUUUU